AUCAAAGGGGCUUGGUUCAUUAGUGUUGGGAUCGAGGCAGGAAGGACAUGUGAGAUAGUCACAGUUCUACAGUGAACGGGGCAACAUCUCACCAUUUCAACUCCGCGUCCGCGUGGAAUGAUUGCUUUAGCUUUUCGAGAGAGACAUCUUAUUUUUCAGAGAGCGACCGGUGGAGAGACAGGGAAGCCGAUUCCGCUCAUAGCUUUGUUAUAGCCUUUUCACUUUAACUGAUAAUAUUGCGGGACUCUGUGGAAGUACCAGCAUCGGGAGUUUACGCAGUAGUUUAAGAACUACCAUUCCGGUUUUUACUUAAAUACGCCCUGAGUGCCUUCACAAUUCAGAAUUACUUCUGUAGGCUGUUUAUUGCAAAAUACAUUUAUCUGGAGACGGACCUACAGAUUUCUUGCUGGGGUUUUGUACCACUGUAUAUUAUUUCACUAUUAUUUUUGGAUGCACCGAUGAGAGAUCCAGUUUUUACAGGGACUGCCAUGGCUUAUCACCCUUUCCACGCUCACCGGCCGACCGACUUCCCUAUGUCAGCUUUUCUAGCGGCCGCGCAGCCUUCCUUCUUUCCGGCGCUCACUUUGCCUCCAGGGGCACUCACAAAGCCGAUUUCGGACCACGCUCUCGCUGGAGCCGCAGAAGCAGGGCUCCAUCCGUCUUUGAGCCACCACCAUCAGGCGGCUCACCUCCGCAGUCUUAAGAGCCUGGAACCCGAUGAAGAGGUAGAUGACGACCCAAAAGUCACACUGGAAGCCAAGGAUCUAUGGGAUCAGUUUCACAAAAUAGGAACAGAGAUGGUUAUAACCAAAUCUGGAAGGAGAAUGUUCCCCCCUUUUAAAGUGCGAAUCAAUGGUCUUGAUAAAAAAGCGAAGUAUAUUCUCUUGAUGGACAUAGUCGCUGCCGAUGACUGCCGCUACAAGUUCCACAACUCGCGCUGGAUGGUAGCUGGGAAAGCCGACCCUGAGAUGCCCAAGCGAAUGUACAUUCACCCGGAUAGUCCAGCAACGGGAGAACAGUGGAUGGCCAAGCCUGUUGCUUUUCAUAAACUGAAGCUCACAAAUAAUAUAUCGGACAAGCAUGGAUUUACGAUUUUGAACUCCAUGCACAAAUACCAACCAAGAUUCCACAUCGUGAGAGCCAACGACAUCCUGAAACUCCCUUACAGCACUUUCAGGACAUAUGUAUUUCCUGAGACCGACUUUGUUGCAGUCACAGCUUAUCAAAACGACAAGAUAACACAGCUGAAGAUAGACAACAAUCCUUUUGCCAAAGGAUUCAGAGAUACCGGAAAUGGAAGGAGAGAGAAAAGGAAGCAGUUGACCCUUCCAUCACUUCGCAUGUAUGACGAUCAAUGCAAGGCGGACCGAGAUGGGGGUGAUUCGGACGCCUCUUCGAGUGAGCCAACAGCCGGCAGAGACACUGUCCACUCACCCUCAGGACCUGUGUCGAGCCCACUAAGAUUAAGUCGAACCAGUCGAGAUGAAAAAACGGGCACUGACAGUGAGCAAGAACUUGACCCUGAGCGGUGUACUGGAUCGAACAGCCCGGGACCAGAGCCGCCAUCCCCAUUCAACUCGAGAUGCGAGGACCGAAUUAGGGACAGGCCUAAUCAUGAAAAGAAGGACGAAUAUUCGGACGCCAGGAAGCACAAUGACUCUAUAUUCAGCAUAAGGAACCUCGAGAAAGAUAAAACGGAGAGCAGGCACAGGAAAGACGCCACUGAUUUGUCCAAAAAGGACUCGGAUAACGGUGGCAUAAGCGCGAGCAAGGAAGGGUUCUCCCCACUGAUGGUCCAAACGGAGAGCCCUUCACACUUCACUGCGAGCCAUUUACAAAGCCUCGCUCUGUCUGGCUUGCACAGUCAGCAGUUUUUUAACCCUUUAAACACCGGAUCACCACUGUUGUUUCACCCCGGACAGUUUGCCAUGGGCCCGGGAGCAUUUUCUGCCAUGGGCAUGGGGCACCUUUUGGCCUCGGUAUCGGGAACAAGUGGUUUGGAAAAUGGCAGCCUCUCCGCCGUUGCAGGGGGUACCCCGAACCCAUUUCCUUUCCAUCUAUCUCAGCAUAUGCUGGCCUCUCAGGGCAUUCCAAUGCCGACUUUCGGUGGCCUGUUUCCUUAUCCAUACACCUACAUGGCGGCCGCAGCAGCCGCGGCAUCUGCCCUUCCCGCCACUAGCACCGCUAGCUCACUCUCAAGGAAUCCUUUCCUGAGCAACUCGCGUCCUCGUCUCCGAUUCAACCCGUACCAGAUCCCCGUGUCCAUUCCUCAGAGUACUAACCUACUCACCACUGGCUUGCCAGGUGGCCUAAACCCAGGCUCCGAGUCAUCGAAAUCCGGCAGCAGGGAAACAAGUCCCGCACCUGAACACCAUAACCACAAAGCAGGCUCGAGUGUGAGGAACGGCUCCCCCAAAGCAGCCCUGAAGGACUCCAUCAACGAACUCCAGAACAUACAGAGACUAGUAAGCGGCUUGGAGAGCCAGAGAGAGAGAUCUCCUUCGAGAGACUCUCCGAAGUAAUUUGAGUUGGAAUUAUAAUUCCACAAGACUUUGCUUGAAAUAUCACUUUUCGUUUUGUAGGUCCAGGACAUUACACCAAAAGGCUUUUUUCCUUUUUUGUUUUGCUUCCGGCCUUAGGAGAGAGUAACCUACCCUCACUGCUAGGUCAAAUGUUUUGGGGUAGCCCACCCUUUGUUUAACAGACAGACAACUGUCACAAUUCAAUAAUACAAGAAGCCAAAAUGCGUUUGAGUUUCAAGCGUAAUGGCUAAAACUUGGACAAACGAAGGAAAAUACCAACAGCGUAUGCCUACUAACGGUAACACAGCACACAGCAUGUUCGUAUUAAAACGCCAGUUACAAAAUCGUGGCAAUGUCUUAGGACUUGAGAAAGACAUCUUUAUUAAUGUAAUCAAUAGACGUAGGCUACUUUGUUUUGUUUUAUUUUUAAAGAGCACUGCAUUACUAUUGACAAUUGGUGUGAGUUUGGCCCAUAUAAACAGCUGAAGGUGAUAGGCCUACGUGUAGAGAGGAAAACAAGCUACAUCCAAAAAUAAAUACUAGGCUAUAUAUAUUUCAAAAGGGAGGGGAAAUGAACGUUCCGUUUAAUGAAUUGAUAAGAACUUGUCAUUUCUGCCAGACAACUGUUUCCGAAUUAUUUAUGUAAUUAAAAGAAAAUUCUGUAAAUAAGCUAUAAGGAUCCAAGAAUAUGCAAUUGGUAUUAAUUUAUUCAGCUGUACAUUGGCGUGUAUAUAAUAUUUAGAGUUUAACUCAUUGCUUUUUUCCCUUUUACAUCAACUUAUACUGUAAUGAAAGCUAUUUAGCGCUUGUUGGUUUGAAACAGUGAAUGUUUCUAUCUGUGAUACAUUGCCCUACCUGUGACACGUGAAAGAAACAUGUGUGCCAUGUUUAGUUGCUGCAAACACUAAUAAUAGCCUAAUAGAAAGCGCUCCUAAUUGUCCAUUUACCUGACUGUAUAAUCUGCAAAAGACACAGACAUAAGAAAACCUCAGGUAUUCACUCCAACAUCGGGGAAGAUAACAUUUCUCCUCAAAUGGACACAACGCAUAUCGACCUUGCUAUAUAAAUAAUAUUUAAAAUUGAAAGGUAGGCUAUCUCGUUUAUGCUGGUUGUCCGGGUAACUUUUUUGUUGAAUUCUUUCACAGUUUCAAUAAAAAUCGAUGUGUUUAUUAUGUGAA
This is a messenger RNA of Osmerus eperlanus (European smelt), 3700 nucleotides long. It is a transcript of the gene tbx2b, whose product is annotated as T-box transcription factor 2b. Gene Ontology annotation, molecular function: DNA-binding transcription factor activity, RNA polymerase II-specific; RNA polymerase II cis-regulatory region sequence-specific DNA binding. The record is from RefSeq and is a predicted model, not a curated record. Gene Ontology annotation, cellular component: nucleus. Bases 459 to 2522 code for a protein of 687 amino acids. The transcript has 7 exons. Lineage: Eukaryota; Metazoa; Chordata; Actinopteri; Osmeriformes; Osmeridae. Gene Ontology annotation, biological process: positive regulation of DNA-templated transcription; cell fate specification; regulation of transcription by RNA polymerase II.